GGAACAGCACAUUUGAACCCCUCUCCCUCUCCCCUUCGCCUCGAGGACGCGCACAAGCUACAGCCAUCAGCCCAUCAGCCCAUCACUCAGCCGCCGCCGCCGCCACCGCCGCUGGAGUGAUGGAUUCCCGCGGAUUCGAUUCCGCCGGCCGCGUCUUCUCCAGCGCCACCGAGAUGUGGGCGGAAGAGCUCGGCUCGAGCGCCACGGCUUCCACCACGGCGGAAGCUGCGUCCCCCGCCACCGCCACCGAAGGCAGUGGUGGCGCCAGCGAGGAAGGGGCUGGAGACGGGAAGCGCAAGGAGUGGUACUCCAAGGCUAUCGCCUACUGGCAAGGCGUGGAGGCGUCGACCGAGGGGGUUCUGGGAGGCUAUGGGUGUGUGAACGAUGUGGAUGUCAAGGGCAGCGACGCCUUCCUCCGCCCUCUCCUCGCAGACCGGUUUGGCACCGCGAAGCGUCAUCUGGUUGCGCUUGAUUGUGGCUCGGGUAUUGGGCGCGUCACAAAGAAUUUUCUUCUCAGGCAUUUCAAUGAGGUAGAUCUUGUGGAGCCAGUAUCUCAUUUCCUUGAAGCAGCACGGGAAAGUCUUACUGGAUAUAUGGAUCAAGGAGAAGACUCACACAAGGCUGCCAACUUUUACUGUGUGCCUCUUCAGGACUUCACUCCUGAGGAAGGAAAAUAUGAUGUGAUUUGGAUUCAGUGGUGCAUAGGGCAACUUCCGGAUGAUGAUUUCAUUUCAUUUUUUAAUCGUGCAAAGGUUGGGCUCAAACCUGAUGGUUUUUUUGUUCUAAAAGAGAACAUUGCAAGAAAUGGUUUUGUGUUAGACAAGGAGGAUAACAGUGUCACUAGAUCGGACCCAUACUUCAGGGAGCUAUUUAAAAGGUGUGGGUUAUAUAUCCUCAGUGUUAAGGACCAAAAGGAGCUCCCGGAGGAACUAUUUGCUGUCAAAAUGUAUGCACUGGUGACCAGUCAACCGAAAAUCCAGAAAAGUGGAAAGAGAAGACGGCCUAAAAACUCACCUCGUAUGAUCCGCUCUUGAAGAAUGCUGGCACUAGGUCUAGGUGGGCUGUGAGCUGCUGGGCCUGUCUGGUCAUGUAUUCCCGCUGGCUUGUGCUAAAGUUUCUAGGACAUCAAUUUUUGCCAUGUUAGUUUUGUUUCAAUACAUUUUAUUUCUUUACAAGCUCAAAUUUCUUUGAGAUCAACUUCAUUCUUAAUCUCAACUGAUGUUGUAUCACCUGGUUAAAUAUUCAAAUAUAUGAUCUCUGUUGAAUGUGCACGAUCACAUUUUUCUGAG
Messenger RNA from Sorghum bicolor (sorghum), 1289 nucleotides. RefSeq names its product alpha N-terminal protein methyltransferase 1. The record is from RefSeq and is a predicted model, not a curated record. Gene Ontology annotation, cellular component: cytoplasm. Gene Ontology annotation, biological process: N-terminal protein amino acid methylation. The transcript is spliced from 8 exons. Bases 120 to 1034 code for a protein of 304 amino acids. NCBI's taxonomy places the organism in Eukaryota, Viridiplantae, Streptophyta, Magnoliopsida, Poales, Poaceae. Gene Ontology annotation, molecular function: methyltransferase activity.